AUGCAUUCUGUCCCAUGUGCUUCGGGAAGCUUCUCCCUGGAGAAGAAGCUCUCUGGACCACUGCUGCAGGUGUCAGCCCAGGGCAGGGGCUGGGCAGACUGCCUCCCCAUGCUCAUAGGGGCUUGGCUGGGUGGGAGAGGGGGUGGCGAGAGGGUGGAGGGGGCCACGCGUCGAGGACAGCCUCGGGGUCUGCAGGGCAGCGCCAGCCACUCCAGUCAGUGCUUGUCCUUCCUGGUGCCUGGGGAGCACCGCGGCGAGAAGGGAGUCUGCCCGCCGCCUGCGCUCUUCUUUCUCUUUCAGGAGUCAUUCUUGUCGGGCUUUAAAAUAGAAAGGCAGCAUCUUUCCUCGAGCUACAUACCUAAUAACCAAAACUGUGAGGAAGGCAGUCCCAUCAGAGGGUCUGGGAUGAUCUGUUUCUUAUUUGGUUUUUCUUCCUUCUGCCCCUACACUCCAUUCCUCGUUUUAGAGGAAGGAGCGGGUCUGACCCGACCACCUGAGGGCUUCGGCCUUCCCUGCCUCAGAGCUGGCCCUCACCUGGACCACACCAUGGGUUUAGUGGUGGCCCUUGGAGGGGAGCGGGCCUUCACCUGUGUGGCAGGGCCAGGGCGGGGGGAGCCAGGGGGUGAGGGCUUGGCCCCCGCUCCUGACGCAUGGCCAGAAGGAGCCGCGGCCACCGCUCUCCUGCCGUUCUCUCAGGGACUCUCGUCCGGGCCCGGCACCCAGUCCAGGCAGAGCAGGGCCGGCCGGGCCAUUGUCGCCAGACCCCUCCCAGGCCGUGUGACCCCGGCUUCCCCGACUCCUUCCAGGCAGGCUCACAUCUCUGGAAAUAGCUUUGGUAAAGGGGCGUGGGGGUGCUUUCUGGCCCCCCCCCCCCUUGGUGUAGGUCCUCCCUGGAGUGGCUUCAGGCAUUUUAAUGCCGGAGCUUGUGAAGGUGACAGAAGAGGGUCCAGGCUGGUAACCUGA
This is a messenger RNA of Rangifer tarandus platyrhynchus (Svalbard reindeer), 963 nucleotides long. Lineage: Eukaryota; Metazoa; Chordata; Mammalia; Artiodactyla; Cervidae. The record is from the annotation of a GenBank genome assembly.